GGCUCCUAGCCGUCGUGUACACAGUAAAACUGUGGCGCUUAGUCGUGUGAUAGAGCCGUCGGUGUGUGUGUGUAGCUGUCCCACGGGUGUUGACACCAUGUUACACCUCAGCUCCCGGUGUGUGUCGCUGCUGGCGUGUCUCCUGCUGCUGGUGGCUGGAAGUGCAAGAGGAGAUGUGGGGACUGUGGAGCAGGAUGUGGGCUCGGGCAUGGAGGGAUCACGCACCGAUGACAACGUGGUGGCCAGGGAAGAAGAGGCUAUUAAACUAGAUGGACUUAAUGUGGCACAGAUAAAGGAGUUGAGAGAGAAGGCGGAGAAGCACGUCUUUCAGGCAGAAGUGAACCGCAUGAUGAAACUGAUCAUUAAUUCCUUGUACAGGAACAAAGAGAUCUUCCUCCGAGAAUUGAUCAGCAAUGCAUCUGAUGCCCUGGACAAAAUUCGUCUCCUGUCCUUGACUGAUAAAGAACAACUAGAUACAAACCCAGAAUUGGUGAUAAGAAUUAAGGCCGACAAAGAUAAUCAUGUGCUGCACAUCACCGACACUGGCAUUGGUAUGAGUAGAAGUGAUCUCGUCAAUAACUUGGGGACCAUUGCAAAGUCGGGUACGUCGGAAUUCUUCUCAAAGCUUCAGGAAUCUGAUUCUACUGAUCAGGCUAGUGACUUGAUUGGACAAUUUGGUGUUGGUUUCUACUCUGCAUUCCUUGUAGCAGACAAUGUAGUGGUGACUAGUAAACAUAAUUCAGACAAGCAACACAUUUGGGAAUCUAACUCUGCGGAGUUCUCAGUUGCUGAUGAUCCUCGUGGAGACACGCUGAAGCGAGGGACGACGGUGUCUUUGCAUUUGAAGGAAGAAGCUUAUGACUUUGUUGAGGUGGAUACUGUGAAGAACUUGGUUAAGAAGUAUUCCCAGUUCAUAAAUUUUCCAAUCUACUUGUGGGAUUCUAAAACUGAAGAGGUUGAAGAACCUCUUGAUGAAGAUGAGGCAGAAGAGGAUAAGGUUGAAGAGGAAGACGAGGAAGGGAAGGUGGAAGAGGAGAAAGAGGACAAGCCCAAAACAAAGAAGGUCUCGAAGACUACUUGGGAUUGGACUCUUCUAAAUGACGCCAAGCCAAUCUGGACAAGAAAGCCUGCUGAUAUUGAAGAUUCAGAGUAUAAUGAAUUCUACAAGACUCUAAGCAAAGAUUCCAAAGAUCCUCUAGCCAAAACGCACUUUGUAGCAGAAGGUGAAGUGACGUUUAAGUCACUUUUGUUUGUCCCAGAAGUUCAACCCUCCGAGUCCUUCAAUAAGUAUGGCACUCGCACGGAUAACAUAAAGCUCUACGUUAGACGCGUGUUUAUUACUGACGAUUUCCAGGACAUGAUGCCAAAUUACUUGAGCUUUAUUAGAGGUGUGGUAGAUUCGGACGACUUGCCCCUGAAUGUAUCUCGUGAAAAUCUUCAGCAACACAAACUCCUAAAAGUAAUAAAGAAAAAAUUGGUACGCAAGACCCUUGACAUGAUAAAGAAAAUGGAACCUGAAGAAUAUGAUAAAUUCUGGAAGGAAUAUUCUACAAACAUGAAGUUGGGAUCGAUUGAAGACUCUGCAAACCGCACUCGUCUUGCCAAACUGUUGCGCUUCCUAUCUUCGGCGAGCAAGGAUAAACUGACUUCGUUAUCAGAGUACGUAGAGCGAAUGAAGGAGAAACAAGACCACAUAUAUUACAUGGCUGGUGCUUCAAGAGAUGAGGUUGAAAAUUCGCCAUUUGUUGAACGUCUAAUAAUGAAGGGCUACGAGGUGCUGUUUCUGACUGAAGCUAUCGACGAGUAUGCUAUAAAUGCCAUACCAGAAUUUGAAGGAAAGAAGUUCCAGAAUGUGGCAAAAGAAGGCUUAACAAUUGAUGAAGGAGAGGGAGCAAAGGAACGAAUGGAAGAGUUGAAGACAGCUUUUGAGCCACUAACAAAAUGGCUUUCUGAAGAGGCUCUUAAAGAGGAGAUUGUGAAAGCAGAAGUUGGAGAGAGGCUGUCGGAGUCGCCGUGCGCAUUAGUAUCAUCGAGGUUCGGUUGGACGGCAAAUAUGCAACGUAUUGUGACCUCGCAAACUCAUGCAAAGAGCAAUGAUGUCCAAAGGGAUUACUACCUAAGCCAAAAGAAGACGCUAGAGAUAAAUCCUCGCCACCCACUGAUUAAAGAACUUUUAAAGCGGGUUGGAGAUGAUCCCACAGAUGUUACAGCAAAGAACAUUGCAGUUAUGAUGUACCAUACAGCUACACUAAGAUCGGGAUACAUGCUGAAGGAUACGGUGAACUUCUCAAAGUCCGUAGAGGAAAUGAUGCGCCAAUCGCUAGGAAUUCCUUUGGAUGAACCGGUGGAAGCAGAGCCAGAGUUUGAAGAUGAACCAGAUGAGGAUGAACAAUUGCUAGAUGAGGAUGAGGAAGAUGAUGCCGGAGAAGUGGAAGAGAUGCACGACGAGCUGUAAAUGGAUAGCGACUUUAGCAUGGGUACAAAUAAUGGUAGUUGGGUAUCAUUGAUGGAGAGGUAAUUGUAAAGAAAGUUAAGUGGUGCCAUGAAGGUCAAGUGGACAAUUUCAUUAUCAUGUUAAGCUCACUAGGUUUGAGAUAAGAAUUAGCCAUUGGAAAGAUUCCUUAAAUUUGGGUAAAUUCAAUAAAUUACUGUAUACAAUUGGGAUUUGAAUGAUUGAACAACAGACUUGUCAAACUAACAAGUCAAUUUAAGUUUAUUGGAAUUCAUUAUCUGAAGCCAGUGACUGCCAUAUAUCAUGUCAGCUUUAAAUUAAACUGUAACACUUUCCUGUCAUUCAUUGGCUUUAGGAUGGGUGUAUGUGAUCAUAAUCAUUUUGAUAAUAAAAUGCAAAAUAA
Procambarus clarkii (red swamp crayfish) is the source of this 2855-nucleotide messenger RNA. RefSeq names its product heat shock protein 90 Gp93 (gene Gp93). Lineage: Eukaryota; Metazoa; Arthropoda; Malacostraca; Decapoda; Cambaridae. Gene Ontology annotation, cellular component: endoplasmic reticulum; perinuclear region of cytoplasm. The record is from RefSeq and is a predicted model, not a curated record. Gene Ontology annotation, molecular function: ATP binding; ATP hydrolysis activity; ATP-dependent protein folding chaperone. Gene Ontology annotation, biological process: protein folding.